AUGGCGAAUAUGGAGGGGUUUUUCUACGGGUAUAACGUCAUAUUUUAAUCUUUACGCAAUUUUGAAAGCUUUUUAGAUUCAGUGGUGUUUAAAGUUGUACAUUUCGGGCACGGUUAGUUCAUUUAACGGCGGGCGCUACUUGUAUUUCACACUAACGGAAGCUAAUGGGAAAUUAAAUGUUGUUGUUACUCUAGCUAGCUACAUUAGCAUAAUAGCAGGAGACAUGAAGGUGCCUCGUUAGCAACGAAAUGACCAAUACAUUAAUUGUUUUAAUGAUUGAGUAAAAGGACUCUGUCACACUUCAUCUGAAGUCAUGGCUUUACAAAACUUGGUUUUUGUCAUCGAUGUGGAUUAUGGAGAUCACGAGUCAGGAGAGCAACUGGAUGUCAACAAUCAUCUGGUGAAACGAGGAAUAUUACAAACUCUGCUGCAUUUCGGAUACAAAUAUGGAUUUGACAAAGUGCGCUGGGGUUAUAAAUUCUUUCAAUCCAAGACUGGCCGCAAUGCAAGCCUCAUAUCAAGGGGGUCAGACUUCAAGGAACUCCGCCACAAGACUUUUGAGGACUUUGAAAUAGAGUUUGAAGCCAAGUUUGACGUGAAGGAUAAAUGUUGUCUGUCGCAGCAGAAGCAGAAAUCCAAUCAUUCUGCCUCUGUUCACAAUGCACUCAAAGAAACCCUGCUGGACUUCCAAUGGGACAGACCAGACAUCACCUCUCCCACAAAGCUGUCUCUCAGGCCGAGGAAGUCGAUCCAGGCUGGAAAGCCCAGUGUUUCACAGGAGGAUGAGAUUUCCAGCAACGGGAGGAAUUUGGUGUUUGUUGUUUCGGAAUGUCCACGAUCCAGGUCACAAUUUGUGGAUUAUCUUUCUCUGGGAAACAAGGACCUUCCAACAGAUGUGACGGAACACAUAUUACCCAGAGGCCUGUACGACAUGCUGGUUCAGCGACAGGUUGUGCUGCACUGGAUUGACAGUAGAUCUCAUCUCCAGGUCAUGAGGUGUGAGGAUCACAUUGGCGCUGACAAGCUGUCCGAGGUCCUCGCUCAGCUGGGUGGCAGAGUGAUCCCUGUGAUUGCUCUGUUGAACCUCUGCUACACUCAAAAGGAAGACUCAGGCUUCAGCAGACAGACCUUUGCAUUCAAGUCCAACGUUGGAUACCUACUGUCUUCUGAAAGGCUCCACCGCCUGGCUUUUCCCGUCACAGGUGGUGUUAUGCAGUGGGAGCAAGGUGACUUGACACAGAGUUGUGGCGUCAUGAUUGAGCCAGUGUCUCGCAGACACCGGCUUCUCCCAGAGUGGGUGGAAGUGUGUCUGAAAGCAGUUCUGCAGGACUGGGAUGCCUCUUCACUGACGCAGACCUCCACAGAGUCGUGGCUGCUUCAGUGCUCAAGCGGCAGUGAGGAGCAGGGAGCUGCUGCUGCCCUCCAGCACCUCCUGAUGGAGCUGUCGUCUCGUGCUCUGCACAUGCUGUCCGAAGUGAAAGACAGCGGCCUGGUGUAUUCGGCUGUCCUCUCCCCCUUGUCUCACACUACAGCUCUGCUCACCAUUCUCCAGUCUGGAGUCGCCCAGAACGAGCAGAUCCUAACCAGUGAAAUCAUUGCCCCUGCCACAGCAGAAACCUUGGCUGAACUGCCCGAUGUUGUGAGCAGUGUCCUGGGUGUAGUGUAUGACAUCAUGGCGGAGGAUUGUGACACUGUUGAGGACCUACCUGAGGAUCAUAAGGUACCUGAGUGGGCUCAGCAGGAAGUCAGCCAUUGCCCGCUGACAACAGGCGUGUUGGAGUGUUGGUUCCCUCAGUCAGACCAGUCGGGAGUGAGUUCCCAUUUAAUGGAGUCGAUGAGGUUGCUGGAUGCAGUGCCAGAGCCAAAAGAAGAGGGGGAGUUGUCUGUCGUACAGCAGGAGCUGAUCGGUGGUCUGGCUGACUUGUAUCAAACAUCCAGGGGGGCAGAUGCCAAGAGGGGCAAGAAGAAACGUGGCGCCCAGCGUACACCGGUGAAGCAGAAGAUGAAGACCAUGAGCCGCUCUCUGCAGAUGCUGAAUGUGGCACGGCUGAAUGUCAAAGCCCAAAAGGAUCAGGCAGAGGAGGAGCAGCUGGGGGCCGAGGGAAAGGGCUCUGACAGACAGGGGAAGAGAAGGACCAGUAACAGGAACAAAUCUGGAGGAGUGAACACCAUCACUUUCACUAGUGAGGAGGAGCUGCUGUCCCAUCUGAAGAGCAGUUACGAGAAGGCUUUGGCAGAGAGAGACUCGUCCCUUCUCACCGGUGUCCAGCAGCUCCUGUUUGCUGUGAAAUCCUUCUUUGGGACAGGGUCCGACCUGGAGGUAAAGACCUCUCAGAUUGUCCAGCAGCAUCUCCUCAAGACCAGCAAAUCCAUCCGACAGCUGUAUAGCACGGCUGCUGAUGUUGACAGCAAAAUCAUAGAGUGCAAGCUGCAGGCGUUACUGAGGCUGGAGUUAUGCAGACUUUUCUCAGCGAAGCAGUCUGACUCACUGGAUGUUGAUCAGAUGGCAGAGGAGGUGGCUGACAUGCUCAGGAUAAUCUCCCUUACUAAAGACGCAGUUGUCGUAGAGAGGUUCCUUGGAGACGAAGUCCUGCCGGGGUUCCUGACCGCUGUCCCCAGAGUGCUGGCAGACGUCUACCACAGUCUGGGCACUCAGCUCCCCGAGGCUCUGGUGGCUUCUCUGCCUGCGGACUUCUUCAGCGACGAGUCGGUUACUAAGGACAGCGUCUCUCCUUCGGCCUCCUCCCCUCCCCUCUCCACACACAGCCUGCUUUCAGAUAGCAGAGAUCACCUGCAGAGCCUGAGAAAUCGCUCCCCCGGCAAGAGGAGGAGUGGGAUGCUGACUCGUCACCGCAGUAUGACUGAAUCCUCACAGAGUCUUCGCCAAAUAGAGAUCCCCAAAAGGACGACAAGAGCUGACCCCGAUCACAUGUCCAAAUCAAAGGUCUGCGUUGCUUUGGAGAAACCUGCUGCACAACCUCCAGCUCCACCUCAGAAACAAGAAACACAAGAGGUGACGAAGGUGAGAAGAAACCUGUUCAAUCAGGAGAUGGUUUCCCCCUCAAAGAAAGCCAAGCUGCCGAGGAGCAAGUCUGUGUCUGCAGUGGAAGGAUUGAAACGCAAACGAUCUGCAGAAUCUGAAGAGCGCCACAAACUUAUGACAAAGAAAGUGUGUGAAACACCGCACCACAAGCAAGGGUCAAACCGCCUCCUAUACCGGCAGAAAAUGGGACGGAGAUCUGUCCCAUCUGAGGAGUGCAUUGUGGAAGAGUCGCCUGUAAAACCUGCAGAUGACCUAAGAAGGAGCCCAAGGAUAAAGAAGUUUGCUCAACGACAGUCGAACGUCUUCUACUCCAGUUCUCAACCUCGCUCCCGUAACCUGGAAAGAGCUCUCUCUGCCUCCCAGCUUUCUCUCAGCGAUGGAAAGAUCAGUGGAAUAAAUGUGAAGGCGGUUCGAUCCCCGAUGAGACUUCUGUUCGGGGCGGUUGCGUCCUCCAGUCGUCUAUCUGACCAGCCGACUGCAACCAGGGCCACCAGGUCCCGCCUGUACACAGAUUCUAGUGUCUUUGAGAGUCCAAAUAAAACGCCGACUAAGUCACCUGGUAAACAUGGGAAGACCACGCAUGGGAACACGACACCCAGAACUCCUAAGACCCCUCGAACCCCAGGAUCCCUCAGAACCCCACCUCGAUUCAGGAUGCUUGUUUCCCCUGCUGCACAGAGCCCUGUAGCAGGCAGCUCUCGGGAAGUGGGUAUGGCUCUGAGAGGCAGUCCUUUCAGAUCUCCAGCCAAACAGACUCUGGUGUUAGAGAGCCCGCUGAGGAGCCCGCUGAGGAGCCCGCUGAAGGGUAUUCUCAGGACUCCGAUCAAGACCAUGGGUGAAUCUUCUUCCGGGUUGCAUCUUCUGAAUAGCCCAAUUUACCAUACUCCCAAGAAAAGCGUCACAUGGUCUCCAUCUCCUCGAAAAUGUAGAGUGGCAGAGACCAAUGGUACCUUCAAGGUGCCCGAGUCGCCUAGCGUUGCAUCUCGCUCUUCUCCGAGACUGGGCAACACACCGAACAUGUUCUGCAGUCCGGUCAAAAGCACAAACACUAAAAGAGACAUUUUUAAGACUCCAGAAAUGAACUGUCAGGUGAGCCUGGUAAGGAUGUCUGAAAGUCCAAGUAAAGUACUUUUGAUGUCCUCUGAAAAACCGAACAGGAUGAAAACACCUGGAAAAGUAAUGCCUCCUCCACAAUCCACACCACCUCAAAACCGCGACGCAUCACCAAAACCCAACACUAGAACUCAAUCCAAGAGUCCUAGUCCGAAUCACAUGGUGACUCGUUCUGGACGAACUCCAGCCAAACAUUUAAACAUUUCAUCUCCAUGUAAGCCGGUCUUUGCACCAGCAGAAGGUACUACCAUUUCAGAAGGACCAGACACGUCAGGAAAGUGUCCAGUAGAGUCCUUCAGAAUCCCCAGACACAACCUGAGAUCCAAGUCUGGUGAGAAUCUUACCUCGACACUAAACUGUGAGCUUGUGUUAAAGGACAUGCAGUCCGAUAUAAAUGAGGAGGUAGAAGCAGAACCUUCACGAACCUCUGUAACGGACUCUAGUCCCCACGCAGAUUCACAGCAGCUCGACUCUUCACGUUUUAACUUGGCAUCCACAGACGAUGAGAGUAUAGAAAUCGUCGAUGCUGCAGUGGUCAAGACUCAGUUCAGUGGAGGCAUCAAGAUGCACAUCAGCUUUUCACGAAAGCCCUCAAAGUCCGGGGAAGACUUUUUGUCCAACAUGUCGUCUCCUAAAUCACGUCCGGUUACACCGAGCCAGAGUUACGGUUUCCGGCAGACCCCCGACCGCCAACAGAGGGAAGCUGCAGCUCGUUUGGGCUACGGAAAUGAAUCCGCUCGAAUUUCAACCCCAAGAGGUCCAUCAAAACAUAAUCGUCAAAAGAGCACGGGCACUCCCAACCCUAAGACUUACCAGGUAGAAAUGGAAAUGCAAACAUCGGGACUUCCUAAGCUCAAAUUCAAACGCACAGACUCCAUGAAUGCGGGCGAAUCGGCCUCAGAUGGAGGCCCUCGAUCAGGAGCUUGGAGCCCCAUAGUCGGUGUGAAACCUCCCCAGCUGGAUAGCACCUUGGCUUUGUUCUCUAAGCACAGAGAUCCGGGAUGUGUCUCACCCUCGCUCUGUACUCAUGUCACCCCGGCAAAGAGCACGCCUGGAAAAGGUGGAAGCGUCCAAACGUUCAUUUGUCAGUCCUACACCCCGACACGCUAUCCUGGGGGGACAAUGUCUCCAAUGGCAAUGGCAGACAUAAUUCCCCUCACUCCUUCACCACAGAGCGGAGGUAGAGUCACUCCAGACAACUUGAACAGCUGGCCCCGCAGGAAGAGAGCUCAGGUUGGGGUGGGUGGAGGCAAAGAUCGGAGCCUGAAGAUGGAGCCUAUGCUGGCGGAGUUGAUAGAGGAAGCUGAGCUCGGAGUUAGCAGACUGCAGGACGUUGAAGACACGGAUGAGCCGCCAAACGACGAUUUGACCUCCAGACUGUCGCCCCUAGCUGGAGCAGAUACCUCUCCUCUGUCUCCGAUGGAAGGCUUGUGCUGGAUUGAGAAGCUGGCUGGUGCUGAUCCUCAGAGAGACGACGAAGACAUCCUCUGGGCCACUGGGACGGGAGAUGUCAAGUCAGUAGCGACUCCCCCCAGCUCCACGGCGAGGAAGCCGGUGACGGCGAGUGGGAUUCUGGCCCUCACUCACUCUCCGCUGUUGUUCAAGGGCAAAGCAGGCUCUGCUAGUAAGAGGACACCAAACUGUAAAGAUGAAGCAGCAUCAGGGAGGAGGAUAGAGGUUGAAGCAGUGGAGGUUUCUCCCUUCAGCCAGCCCAUCAGACAUUCAAACACAGGACGGUCCUACAGCAGGAAGAGGCUGCUGCACUGAGCCUCAGAACCGUCUGGAAGCAAAGCAGAACAUCGUCCGUUCUGUUUCACUGUGAACUUAUGAGCCUUUGUCUGCGAGCGCUUUUGAUGGCAGAUCUGAAGGAUGUCUUUCAAGCGCCACUUGAAAGGCAAGAGCAUGAAUGUCCCUCUCUGUCUCCACUAACACUUUCCACCCUCAUAUUUUCUGUCCUAACCAGAUGUUUCUGUUUCAAUCAGGAGAUUUUAAGAUGAUAGAUAUGUUUAGCUGUGAGUUGUAAAGCUAACGGUUCUUCAAGAUGUUUAAAAUUGUUCCUAUUAAUGAUUUUAUCAAAGUCCAAGUCUCUCUGAAGCUGAAAUGGUGAUGUUAUGUCAUCAGUGUUUUUUUUAAUAAGCAAUUUUACAAUCAAGUCUAAAGCCCAAAUGUGUUGCUAUGAAUAUUCAUGUUUAUUUAUUAGUUUGUCUUUGUCAUGAUCUUGGUUUUUAUGUGAAAGGUAAGUGCCUGAUGAUUGAUGGGUAUUGUAUUGUAAAUAUCUCAUGUUGCAAAUACUUUAUGUAAAUAAAAAUCUGUUUUCUUAAUUAA
Eleginops maclovinus (Patagonian blennie) is the source of this 6481-nucleotide messenger RNA. RefSeq names its product TopBP1-interacting, checkpoint, and replication regulator (gene ticrr). Bases 314 to 5923 code for a protein of 1869 amino acids. Gene Ontology annotation, biological process: mitotic G2 DNA damage checkpoint signaling; regulation of DNA-templated DNA replication initiation; response to ionizing radiation. The record is from RefSeq and is a predicted model, not a curated record. Gene Ontology annotation, molecular function: chromatin binding. The transcript is spliced from 22 exons. Gene Ontology annotation, cellular component: nucleus. NCBI's taxonomy places the organism in Eukaryota, Metazoa, Chordata, Actinopteri, Perciformes, Eleginopidae.